AUGCCGCAUCGAAGCAAUGCCAGCUACCACGUCAUUUAUAAAGACGCUUCCCGAGCCUUCCUCUUGAAACCCAGUUUAAAACCAUCGGCCUACUAUGGGAGACGGCCAGUAGCCAAGAUUAUGAAGGGAAUGACUAUCGGCAUCCCUGUAGUUCGUGGCUUUGAUCGGGAGACGUGGGAACGCAUCCACGACAAGAAGGGUAGGCGCGACACAAAUUCUCAGUCAGAAUCUUCUACGAGCGACUCUGCUGAAAGCGUCGGGCAGGACGUUUUAUGUCCAGCUUGUAAGGCAGAAAAGGAGCAGGGCCAGGUUACCGACCUUGUGAUGGUUGUACAUGGCAUAGGUCAGAAGUUUGCUGAGCGAGUCGAAAGCUUUCACUUCACGCACGCCAUCAACGCAUUUCGCCGGGAAGUCAAUAUGGAACUGUGCAAUCCCGUGGUUAAGGGAGUCUUGAGAGACGACCAGAACGGAAUCAUGGUACUUCCGAUAAACUGGCGCCACACUUUGUCAUUUGAAGACGGUGGUCCGAUGACGGAGGAGGACAAGGCAACCCACGUGCCUGAUGGAUUCAGCCUCAAGGACAUCGAACCUGGCAGCAUCCCGGCCGUGAGAAGCAUGAUCUCUGAUGUCAUGUUCGAUAUUCCAUUCUACAUGUCCCAUCACAAGGGCAAAAUGAUCAAGGCGCUUGUUACGGAGGCCAACCGCGUAUACCGGCUGUGGUGUCGCAACAACCCUGGUUUUGCUGAGAAGGGGCGUGUCCAUCUAAUCGGGCAUUCUCUUGGCAGUGCCAUGGCGAUUGACAUCUUGUCCCGACAACCCACACAAGUUCCUAGACUGGACAUGUCCAUCAAAUUGCCCGGAGCUGAUUUCUUCGAGUUUGACACCAACAACUUGUUCCUCGUCGGAAGCCCGGCCGGAUUCUUCCUGCUUCUCGAGAGAGGCAUGCUCCAACCUCGACGUGGCCGGGUCAAACCUGGCGCUGAUCCGAGCGAUAUACACGCACCGGAUGUUACGGGACAAGUUGGCCGGUUCGGGUGCAUUGCGGUAGACAACAUCUACAACGUGCUGGCUAAGGAGGACCCAAUCGCCUACCUACUCAACGGCACAAUAGACCCGGUAUAUGCUUCAAGUCUCAAGACGGCUCAUGUUCCCUCGACCACCAGUUCCAUCUUCAAGUACGUUGGCAACGCCAUGCGAAGUCUUGUGCCAGGCGCAACCCCAAGCCCCGCGACUAUCGAGCCAGAGGUCACGCCCAAGCCCUCCGUCGUGCGUUUGCCAUCGCAGCUCGAGUUGGAGGUACACGAUUUCACGCGUGAGGAGAUUGCAGAGAGAAAGGCGUACUUGUUGAACGACAAUGGCCAAAUUGAUUACUAUCUCAGAUAUGGCGGUGGGCCUCUGGAGAUCCAGUACCUCAAUAUGCUGAGCGCCCAUACGUGCUACUGGACGAGCCAGGAUUUCAUUCGUAUGCUGUGCAUGGAGGUUGGGAGGAAGCCUGGGAGACAAAACACGAUUCCCGCCAUGAGGGCUCAGAAGGCAACCAAAAGGAUCAUCGUUAACUAG
This is a messenger RNA of Colletotrichum chrysophilum, 1560 nucleotides long. RefSeq lists its product as uncharacterized. The transcript has a single exon. Gene Ontology annotation, cellular component: cytoplasm. Gene Ontology annotation, molecular function: metal ion binding; glycerophospholipase activity. Bases 1 to 1560 code for a protein of 519 amino acids. The record is from RefSeq and is a predicted model, not a curated record. Lineage: Eukaryota; Fungi; Ascomycota; Sordariomycetes; Glomerellales; Glomerellaceae.